Psylliodes chrysocephalus is the source of this 1673-nucleotide messenger RNA. Lineage: Eukaryota; Metazoa; Arthropoda; Insecta; Coleoptera; Chrysomelidae. The record is from the annotation of a GenBank genome assembly.
AUGACAAUACCUCUUUCAUGCCAGUCCUGGAAAUUGCAAUCAGUCAAUUCAAAGUGUCACUUUUUCAUUUAUAAUUUUAGUUUGGAAUACAUAUGGGAUUUUGGAGAAAGGAAUGUACAAAGACCAUUUUACAAAGAUGUUGUACUUACAAGGAAGAACCUAAUCUGUACAAACAGUCCACCAGUUCUUAUGAAGACUCCACGCUUCUCACGAAAAUCUUAAUCCACAUCAGCUUCUGGAUCCUUCAGUUCUUGGCUUGUGUCAAUGAAACGCUGUUUUCCUGGACGAAAAUCAAGGAAAAACACCGACAUGGAUAUUUGCCACUGCAUGAUAAGAUGUUUUCCUAUUAUUUGAGAUAUAUUGUUCAUAGAGUGGUAGAUUGUUGGUCAUAUCCAAUUUGUAGUGCACCAGGAGGAGUAGUGGAGUUGAGAAAUAGAACUAGAAACGGACUGGGACAACCUUUUUACUACACAGGCUCAACGACGAAAUGCAUAAACCUCGCUUCCUACAACUACUUAGGCUUCGCUGAGACGACCGGACCUUGCGCAGAUGCAGCCGUUAAAUCCAUCUACACCUACGGAAUCAGCACCGGAAGCACGCGGCAAAAAAACGGCACUUGUCCCAUUCAUGACGAACUAGAAGAACUUGUAGCAGAAUUCCUGGGAGUGGAAGACGCUGUUGUUUUUGGAAUGGGUUUCGCUACCAAUACUUUGAACAUUCCGUUCAUCUUGAACGAGGAAUGUCUGGUAAUUAGCGAUGAGAAGAAUCAUAACAGUUUAAUUCUCGGGAUUAAGCUGUCUGGAGCUAGGAUUAAGGUUUUUAAACAUAACAAUACUGAUGAUCUGGAACAGCUGCUGCAAAAAGCGAUUUACUUCGGCCAACCCGAUCAAGAUGGUAACUUUAAGCAAUGGAAAAAGAUAUUUGUAUUCGUGGAAGGGAUAUACAGCAUGGACGGUACCAUUUGCAGGCUUCCUGAAAUUGUAGCGUUGAAAAAAAAGUACAAAGCUUAUUUAUAUUUAGAUGAGGCGCACAGUAGUGGAGCGAUGGGCAAGACCGGUCGAGGAGUAGUGGAAUAUUUCGGAUGCAGUCCUAAGGAUAUCGAUAUCUGGAUGGGGACUUUCACCAAGAGUUUUGGAUCUACUGGUGGGUUCAUUGCUGGAAGCAGGAAAUUUAUCACUCACGUGCGUGAUCAUAGUUACGCAUCUCGCCACGCUUGGGCGAUGUCGCCACCAUUAGCUGCCCAAGCGAUAGCUUCUAUGAGAACCAUUAUGGGUAAAGAUGGCACGGACGAAGGACAGAACAGAUUGAAGAAAUUGGCUAGGAAUACUAGAUAUUUCAGGAGGAGAGUAGAGCAAAUGGGGUUGAUAGUACACGGAAAUCAGGAUUCUCCUGUUGUGCCCAUUUUGGUGUAUUUUUGGUGUAAAAUUGCAAUUCUCACUAGAACUUUGAUGAAAGAGAAUAUAGCCAUAAUUGGAGUGGGGUAUCCGGCUACGAGCCUGACGGAAAUGAGAGUAAGGAUAUGCUUGUCUUCUGCUCAUACCAAGGAACAACUGGAUCACGCUUUGGAAGUGUUGGACAAAAUGGCGGACGAAUUGGGCUUGAGGUAUUCCCGAAAAGCCAUCGAUUAUACGCCAAUCGACUAUUAUAAAAUUAUAACGCAUCAUGAUUUAUAA